AUGCUGGUGGCCUUGGCACAGAGCAACGAUGAGGGUCAGAUCUGUUACCAGGAGCUGGUAGAUCUGGUCAGUGGCAUCAGCAGCAAACGCUCCAGCAGUUUCAAGCGGGCCAUCGCCAACGGACAGAGAGCUCUUCCUCAGGAUGGUCUCCUGGACGAGACCGGCCUGGGCUUCUACAAACGCUUUGUGCGCUACGUGGCCUAUGAGAUCCUCCCGUGUGAGAUGCACCGACGGUGGUACUUCUACCAGCACCGUGCCUGUCCUCCGCCAGUCUUCAUGGCUGUGGUCACACUCACCCAGAUCAUAGUUUUCCUUUGCUACGGAGCACGGCUGAACAAAUGGGUGUUACAAACCUAUCAUCCAGAGUACAUGAAAAGCCCUUUGGUCUACCAUCCUGGACAUCGCGCCCGAGCCUGGAGGUUUCUCACAUACAUGUUCAUGCAUGUAGGGUUAGAACAGCUGGGGUUCAACGCGCUCCUGCAGCUGAUGAUUGGGGUGCCCCUGGAGAUGGUCCAUGGCGUCCUUCGCAUCAGCUUCCUCUACCUCGCAGGAGUCCUGGCAGGUUCGCUGACCGUCUCCAUCACCGACAUGAGAGCGCCCCUGGUUGGGGGUUCGGGGGGCGUCUACGCCCUUUGCUCGGCUCACCUGGCCAACGUCGUCAUGAAUUGGGCUGGAAUGCGUUGUCCGUAUAAAUUGCUCCGUAUGGUGCUGGCCCUGGUUUGCAUGAGUUCCGAAGUGGGCCGUGCCGUCUGGCUGCGUUUCUCCCCGCCGUUGCCCUCCGCCGGCCCUCAGCCCAGCUUCAUGGCCCACUUGGCCGGGGCCAUUGUGGGUGUCAGCAUGGGGCUGACCAUCCUUCGCAGCUACGAGGAAAACCUGCAGGAUCAGUGUGGCUGGUGGGUGAUGCUGCUCUCCUACGCCACCUUCCUGGUUUUUGCCGUCUUCUGGAACAUCUUCGCCUACGACCUUCUGGGCACGCAGAUUCCGCUGCCCCCGUAG
Molecule: messenger RNA, 996 nt
Organism: Protobothrops mucrosquamatus (brown spotted pit viper)
Lineage: Eukaryota; Metazoa; Chordata; Lepidosauria; Squamata; Viperidae
Gene: RHBDL1
Product: rhomboid like 1
Exons: 7
Coding region: 1-996 (331 amino acids)
Cellular component (GO): membrane
Molecular function (GO): serine-type endopeptidase activity
Source: RefSeq, a predicted model, not a curated record